AGAGAACUGGUUUGUCGUUUUUGGACGAAAAGAGCUUUGAGAGUAAUUUAAUCAUUUGUUUAGUAGUGCUAAAAACUAGUCAAGUAUUUAAAGUUAUUUUAAUUUCAGCAUUAUUUUACAUGUUUUUGACAGUCGAAUUACGUCAAGUUUUCUCGACAGUAUAAUUUAGUGAUUUAAGAAAAUACUUGGCCACAGAUGAGGCUAUUAAUAGUAUUAAUAUUAUGGUUAGACUCUACUGACGUAAUAAAUUCAACUUAAGUUUUAAUACGAGACUCGUAAUGACAAAGCAUAGUAAAGAGAUUCACGCCAGGAAAGUCAACCCCGAAGAAUAUCCUCGGUCCCUAAUUUAGUAUUAUUAAGUUGACAUACUUAGAUUAAGCCUAAUUUACUGUGACUGUGUUUCUAUAUGUGCUUUAUUAAAGACAGAAGGUUUCUGGACAGCGUUACAUUUACAACAUACACUGUAUGAUAGUAAAGUAUGAAAAUUGUUUAUCUUUAUUACCUUUCCUAAGCCUCGUCAAACUAAAAUAUGUGGAGUAUGAAGCUGCAGAACUAUAUACACCAAACACCAUCAAGACUUUCUCUUAAGCUACUCAUUAAACAAAUUCACAGGACUUGCUCUCAAAGUUCUAUAAUUAGUUGCAACAGCAAAGAAUACUCUAGUUUCAAGAGGUUUAGUUCUAGUGAUAGAUGUUUGUAUUCGUUGCAAGAUCGACAGAAAGAUUUAGUAAAAGGACAACUGUCUAAAAGUGAAACCUGUGAUACUAAGGUUAACCUGGCAAACACUUGUAAUGUUAUAUCUGAUGUUUCUGUUGUGGAUUUAAAGUAUCAGAUAGACUUUUUAAAGCCAAAAUCAGGUAAUACUAUUGCUACUAGUGACUUCAAUAUGGAUUUUCACUUCGGAAAUAGCAAGUUUACAGAGAUACUACCUAUGUUACCUGUAUCCAAGUUUCCUUCACAUAAAGAAAAGUUUAUGACAUCAAGAUUUUUAGAAGAUUCUCACCAUACCAAAUUGCCAGUCUUCAAACAGUUAAAACGAGAAUACCACAGCCUUUGUCGACAGAUUCAGAAAUCAGGUGUGUCAUUUGAGGAUGUCCAGAAGUUUCUCAGAGGAAGUGAAGCGAGCACAGGACUUUUCAGCACAUCGGCUGCCACUUUCCAGCAAAAUGACAAAAAUAAAAAAGAUGAUGAUGAAUCCAAGGUAUCCCUCUUAGCCAAGGUAGCCAUUUGGAUGAUGAUGGCUUAUAUUGUCAUCACUUUAAUGUCCUUGCUGUUUCCAAGUAGCAACCAGCCAGAUGUGCUGCGUUAUGUUUCGUGGAAUGAAUUUGUUCAUCACAUGUUAGCGAAAGGAGAGGUGGAGGAAGUGGUUGUUAGACCCGAACUUGAUUUAGUCACAAUCUAUCUUCACGAUAAUGCUAUAAUAAAAGGAAAGAGGGUUGAGCACAAGACAUUUCACAUGAACAUCGUAGAUGUAGAGAAGUUUGAGGAAAAACUCCGUCUUGCAGAAGAAACUCUUGGUAUUCGACCGGACCAAGGAGUCCCUGUGGUAUACGAACGUAACCAGGAGAGCACGUGGUUGUUGCUUGUAUCUCUUGUAGCUGUUGCAUUAAUGAUUCUUUUGAUGUUUCGAACAGGACAGAUUAAAACUCCUCAGAGUAUGGAUUUUCUUUCACAGCUAGGCCGUGCUAAAUAUACAAUAGUUGACCCUCUUAACCCUUCUGGAAAAGGAGUUCGCUUUAAAGAUGUAGCUGGACUGAAGGAAGCGAAGGUGGAGAUUAUGGAAUUUGUAGAUUACUUAAAGCGCCCUGAAAGAUAUAAGUCCUUAGGUGCCAAAAUUCCAAAAGGUGUUCUCCUGCUAGGUCCUCCAGGAUGUGGAAAAACUAUGCUUGCAAAGGCAGUGGCUACAGAAGCUAAUGUUCCUUUCUUAGCAAUGGCUGGAUCAGAGUUUAUUGAAAUGAUUGGAGGGUUAGGUGCAGCUCGGGUGAGGGAUUUGUUCAGAGAAGCUCGUAAACGAGCUCCUUGUAUUGUUUAUAUAGAUGAACUAGAUGCUAUUGGUCGACGUCGAAGUGGAGGGAACUUGGAGGGUGCAACGGGUGAAGAAGAACAAACACUGAAUCAGCUGUUAGUAGAAAUGGAUGGUAUGGCAACAAAGGAAGGAGUGAUAAUGUUAGCUUCUACUAAUCGAGCAAAUGUAUUAGAUAAGGCCUUAUUACGACCUGGACGAUUUGACCGCCACAUUCUAAUUGAUUUGCCUACAUUACAAGAGCGGAAGGAAAUUUUUGAGCAGCAUCUUAAAUGUAUUAAUCUUGAGCUUUCCCCUUCAACAUAUUCUCUACGUUUAAGCCAAUUAACACCUGGCUUUAGUGGUGCUGACAUUGCCAAUGUGUGUAAUGAGGCAGCACUUCAUGCAGCUCGUAAUAAGCAGAAGAUUGUAAGUGCAGAAAACCUCGAGUAUGCUGUUGAAAGGGUGGUUGGAGGUAAGAGUAAUCUUAUAUAAUG
Molecule: messenger RNA, 2499 nt
Organism: Limulus polyphemus (Atlantic horseshoe crab)
Lineage: Eukaryota; Metazoa; Arthropoda; Merostomata; Xiphosura; Limulidae
Product: paraplegin-like
Exons: 13
Coding region: 530-2497 (655 amino acids)
Biological process (GO): protein-containing complex assembly; mitochondrial protein processing
Cellular component (GO): membrane; m-AAA complex
Molecular function (GO): zinc ion binding; ATP binding; ATP-dependent peptidase activity
Source: RefSeq, a predicted model, not a curated record